Molecule: messenger RNA, 1540 nt
Organism: Cimex lectularius (bed bug)
Lineage: Eukaryota; Metazoa; Arthropoda; Insecta; Hemiptera; Cimicidae
Product: zinc finger CCCH domain-containing protein 15 homolog
Exons: 7
Coding region: 319-1491 (390 amino acids)
Biological process (GO): cytoplasmic translation
Cellular component (GO): cytosol
Molecular function (GO): mRNA binding; metal ion binding
Source: RefSeq, a predicted model, not a curated record
GUGUUUAUUUUCAAAAGUUUGAGCAAUGGCUUAAAAUUCUUAAUUUUUACCAAUUGAUCAAUUUUUUUUCCAAAAUGUUCUCAUAUUCCGUUCUUGAAUUUUUAAAAAAAUGUAAGGAGGCGGUUUUCUUUUUUUGGCGCUUAGGACUGUGCUAACCACGUUUAAGUUAACCUCAUUAAGGUCAAGAAGAGCAGGAGAAGAAAUUGUGGUUACACAGGGCAAAAAUACAAAAUCGUGUAAAAUCCAUGUUUAGCCUCACGUGAAAUGGAAUCGAAUUGACUCCGCCGUCAAUAAGAAGAAAGAAAACGUAAAAUAAAAAUGCCACCGAAGUCGAAGUCCCAGGCGCCGAGCAAGAAAGCCGACCAGAAGAAGAAGGAGAAAGUUAUUGAGGACAAAACUUUCGGCCUUAAGAACAAAAAAGGCGCAAAGCAACAAAAGUUCAUUCAGCAAGUCGAGAAGCAGGUGAAAAGCGGAGGCGUCCCUCCUAGGAAGCAACAGGACGACAAGAAGGACGGGAAAUCCAAGGACCAAAAGGACCUGAACCUCUUGUUCAAACCAGUCCAAAAAGUCGAAAAAGGUGCGGAUCCGAAGUCGAUACUAUGUGCUUUCUUCAAGGAAGGACAGUGCACGAAAGGCGCGAAAUGCAAAUUCUCGCACGACCUCACUGUCGAGAGGAAAUCGGAAAAGAGGAGCAUAUACGUCGAUAUGAGGGACAACGAUUCGCCCGAGGACAAGGUCAAGGAGUUGCUCGAUAACAAACAACUCGAUGAGAAGAACAGGCCAACUACAGAUAUCGUUUGUAAAUAUUUCUUAGAUGCUGUAGAGCAUAAUAAUUACGGUUGGUUUUGGAAUUGUCCUAAUGGUGAAAACUGCAUAUAUCGUCAUGCGCUCCCACCCGGAUAUGUCCUCAAGAAGAAUAAGAAAAAAGAUGACAAGAAAGAUGAAAUCUCUCUCGAAGACCUCAUCGAACGCGAACGGGCCUCGCUGGCUUCGAAACAGUUUACAAAAAUCACCUUAGAAUCCUUCUUAGCCUGGAAAAAGAGGAAGGUGAAAGAGAAGAAAGACAAGGCGCAGCGUGACGAAGACAAGAAGAAGCUAGACUAUAAGGCCGGCAAGUCGAGCGGGCUCUCCGGCCGUGAAAUGUUCUCUUUUAAUCCUGAACUGGCGACCGGAGACCAGAUGGAAGAGGGCGACGAGGCUUUCAACUCAUAUCAGAUAAAUGAAGAAGAAGAGGCAGAUGAUCAACAAUAUAAAGAAUUGGAAUUAGAUAAAUUGGGUCUUGAUAUUGUUGAUGUUGAUGUUAAUGGAAUCACGCAAGCUCCUGAUGACAGACUUUCCCAUCACAUAGAAAACCUGUUAAAAACCGUUCCUGCCGAUUCAGCUGCUGAAGGAGAUAACGGCGCUGUCGCCAUUAAUGAGAACCUAUUCUUAGAUGAUGAUCUAGGGGAACUCGAAGAGGAGCUUGAAGACCUCGAACUGAAUGAUCAAUGAAUUUGUAAAGAUCAACUCACAUCAAAUAUAGUUUUAUUUGCUUUAAAAA